Zootoca vivipara (common lizard) is the source of this 1188-nucleotide messenger RNA. RefSeq names its product lysosomal acid lipase/cholesteryl ester hydrolase-like. The record is from RefSeq and is a predicted model, not a curated record. Gene Ontology annotation, biological process: lipid metabolic process. Lineage: Eukaryota; Metazoa; Chordata; Lepidosauria; Squamata; Lacertidae. Gene Ontology annotation, molecular function: hydrolase activity, acting on ester bonds.
AUGUGGCUGUUUUGGGGAGUGGCCUGCUUAGUCCAACAGGCUGUGAUGUCUGAAGAAUUCAUAAGGGGAAAACAUUUGAAUCCUCAAGAAUUCAUGGAAAUUCCUGAAAUCAUCCAGUAUUGGGGAUAUCCCAGUGAAGAGUAUACAGUCCUGACAGAGGAUGGCUAUUACCUGCAGGCAAACAGAAUUCCACAUGGAAUAAACGGUUCUGGAAUAAAGACAGGGCCUAGGCCAGUUGCGUUAUUGGUAGUUGACCUUUUUUUGGAAGGUAGGAGCUGGAUUGCAAAUCUUCCUAGCAAUAGUCUGGGAUUUGUCCUAGCAGAUGCCGGUUAUGAUGUCUGGAUACUAAACAACAGGGGGACCACCUGGUCUAGAAGACACAAGCACUUCUCAGUAGACCAAAAAGAAUUUUGGAAUUUCAGUUUUCAUGAAACGGCAAUUUAUGAUAUUCCAGCAGCCAUUAACUUUAUUCUGCAGAAGACUAAGGAAAAAAGCUUGUAUUAUAUUGGUCAUUCCCAGGGAUGUACAUUGGGUUUAAUUGCCUUUUCUACCAUGCCGCAGCUUGCUAAGAAAGUGAAACUCUCCCUGUGUUUUGCUCCUCCCUAUGUAUUGGUAGGCACCAAAGGGCCAUUUUCAUUUCUUCUACGCUGGCCUGAUGCAUUGUUAAGACUUAUAUUUGGAAAUAAAGAAAUAUGCCUUCUCAGUAACGAACUAAAAGCUAUCAAGGCGAAGAUAUGCAGCAAUCCAUUGAUUGACAGACUUUGUCUCGAAGUCCUUUCCUUACUUCAAGGACACAAUGAGAAAAACCUAAAUGUGAGUCGAGCAGAUGUGUAUACUGGAAUUUUCCCCGAUUAUUCUUCUGUAAAAACAUUCGUACAUUGGGGUCAGGUUGCUAAAUCAAACCAAUUUAAAUAUUUUGAUUAUGGACCAAAGAACGGGGCUAUCUACAACAUGAGUUCACCCCCAUUUUAUAAAUUAGAGGAUUCUAUUGUGCCAACAGCUGUGUGGAGUGGUGGACAUGACAAUAUUGCAAGCACAAGAAAUGUUGAACUGUUGCUCCCUCGAAUCACCAAUUUAGUGUUCCACAGGCAUAUUCCUGAUUGGGCACAUGUGGAUUUUGUCUGGGGUCUUGAUGCACCAAAGAGGUUGUAUAAGGAUGUGCUUUGUCUGAUGCAAAAGUACAAAUAA